ACCCAUUGUCCCUGCAACUCAGCCUUAGAGACAACAGAGGUUCUUCUUGUCCUUGUUGGAGAGAGCUUGUUUUUCUCUUAUUCAUUCUCACACAAAAUCACAUCCAUCAAUUGAACCUCUUUUCCUCUCGCAAGUUUUUAAUUGUAAUAUUUGAACACCAAUGGCUCGCUCUUUCACCAACGUCAAGGCUCUCUCCGCUGUAGUCGCUGAUGGAUUCUCCAACGCUCUUACAAGGCGUGCGUACGCGGCAACUACACAAAGCGCUGCAAGGGGAGGAGCAGCCUCCAUCAGCGGCAAGAUAGCCCCCAAGUCAGGGGAAGACAAGGUGGCAACCUCUGAGAAGGUUUCGUGGGUCCCAGACCCCGUCACCGGUUACUACAAACCCGAGAACACUAAAGAGAUUGAUGGUGCUGAGCUGCGAGCUACGGUUCAGGACAAAAAAUUCAACCACUAAUUUCAACCAGUAAAGAUAUUGAAUGGUGUACCUCAAGUCUUAAACGUGACCUUUACUUAAACGUUUAUUAUUCCUUCUUUGCCCAUUUUUCUUUCCGUUCCCAUAUGUAAGCUCUAUUUUCGGAAAUGAAAUGGAAUGAGGAUC
Molecule: messenger RNA, 598 nt
Organism: Gastrolobium bilobum
Lineage: Eukaryota; Viridiplantae; Streptophyta; Magnoliopsida; Fabales; Fabaceae
Product: indole-3-acetic acid-induced protein ARG2-like
Exons: 2
Coding region: 161-454 (97 amino acids)
Biological process (GO): response to stress
Cellular component (GO): mitochondrion
Source: RefSeq, a predicted model, not a curated record